CAUUCAUUUUGGAGCAUGGAAACAUGAAGAUCCGAAAAAAGCUGAUGAAUGACAGAAAUUAGCGGGAGGACUUCUUCCAGGACACACACACACACACCGGGACCAAGGGUGUGACCUGAGAUGGAUUCCCGGGGUGGAAGUUAUCGGCAGGAUCGCCAUGAUCCCCGUCAUGGCGAGAAAGCCCGGACCUGGCGUCGUAUAUAUUGGCAGCAGGCGGACGACGAAAUGCCCGGGUUCUGGGUUCUGGUGGGGAAAAUAACUGCGUUAUUUGAGGGUGAAUUGGGAACAAAAGGGGGGAAGAAAACUGCUGCGAAACCGAGAAUCGAGCGGAGAAAUACCGGAUCGGAUUUCAAGUACCUGACAAAGUAGCAGGGCGAGCUCUUGAGGUUCACUCAGCACUUCAGCGAGAUUUUAUGGAAAUCCGGAAUGCAAUACGAUUCUGUACGUGUUUACGAGUACAGUACAGUAUAGGGAACACAGACAAACGCCCCAGGCAAGGACUUGAAAUGAAGAACACGUGGAUCAUGAGGAUAUAUGUGGAACACGACAUGAAGCAUAUAUUUUUUUUAUAGACGUGUCUGGAAAGAUUUUCAGACGCGCCUGGUCCAUGUCCAUACGAGUCGGAUUCAAAAUUGCGGAAAUUUCAAAGCCCACCAGACGAAUAUAUUAUAGUGAACCUCAUCAAUUGGAGAAAUUUGCUCGAAUUUGAGCGGAAAACAGGUUUAUAGAAGAGCGUCGAAGAGCACAUGC
Messenger RNA from Notodromas monacha, 750 nucleotides. The record is from the annotation of a GenBank genome assembly. Lineage: Eukaryota; Metazoa; Arthropoda; Ostracoda; Podocopida; Cyprididae.